GAGGGAUGUUAGGGUUUCCACAUUGCAACUGUCUAUAUUAAAACUUGUUUGUAGUCUCUCAAGAGCUUGUUUCUUUCCCAAACUUUGAGGCUGCUAAAAAAUUUUUAUCGCAAGGAGCAGAACGCUCCCCUUCUUAUUAGCUCCACCAGCCUCCGCCGCCGCAGAAGCAAAACCCAGAAUCAGGAAAACCCUCUGAACAAUCAGAAAAAGAGAUGGGUGAUAAUGAAAAAACAGGGGAAGGAGAGAAGCAGGGAAGCAAAACAGUAAUGUCAUCUGAUCUUAACGAUUUCACAAUAAUCAAGGAAGGAGAGGCUGAGAUUCUCAUGCACGCCAAAAACGAAGUCUUUUACAACAAAACCCAGGUGAACAACAGGGACAUAUCCAUUGCUGUUCUGAGGACAUUUAUAUCCAAACGGAAAGAGGAGCAUGAAACAAAGCUGUCCAGAAGAACAAAAACAGCACAAAAGGUAUCAGGUGAGAAUGUGUCUGAACUGAAAGCACCUACUGAGUCAGAUGUGCACAAUGAGAAAUCUAAUGGUGAAUGUGAAGAGUCAGAAGAGAUAUCUCCAGAUGAACCUUGUAGUAUCUCAGAAAAACCAGUCAAAACUCCAGAGGGGAAAGUACAAGGGGAACUAAAGCCACCAAGAGUGCUUGAGGCAUUGUCGGCUUCGGGCUUAAGAGCAUUAAGAUAUGCACGUGAAGUAGAAGGGAUAGGUCAAGUUGUGGCUGUGGACAAUGAUAAAGCAUCUGUUGAAGCAUGCAGGAGAAACAUAAAAUUCAAUGGUUCAGUGGCAUGUGCCAAGGUGGAGUCGCACCUUGCUGACGCUCGAGUUUAUAUGCUCACCCAUCCAAAGGAGUUUGAUGUGGUUGAUCUUGAUCCUUAUGGUUCACCUUCCGUGUUCUUGGACUCUACCAUUCAGUCAGUUGUUGACGGAGGUAUGUUGAUGUGCACAGCAACUGAUAUGGCAGUGUUGUGUGGGGGUAAUGGGGAGGUUUGCUAUUCCAAAUACGGCUCUUAUCCAUUGAGAGGGAAAUAUUGUCAUGAAAUGGCGUUGAGGAUCCUCCUUGCCUGCAUUGAGAGCCAUGCAAAUCGAUACAAGCGAUACAUUGUUCCGGUGCUAUCAGUUCAGAUGGACUUUUAUGUUCGAGUUUUUGUUCGCGUAUUUACCUCUGCAAGUGCAAUGAAGAACACUCCCCUUAAGCUCUCUUAUGUUUAUCAGUGCACUGGUUGUGAUUCUUUUCAUCUUCAGUCACUUGGAAGGACUGUUUCAAAGAAUAACAGCGUAAGGUAUCUACCUGGGUUUGGUCCCGUUGUUUCUGAAGAGUGCAGCGAUUGUGGAAAGAAAUAUAACAUGGGCGGGCCCAUAUGGUCUGCUCCCAUUCAUGAUCAAGAAUGGGUAACUUCCAUACUUGCAGAUGUGAAAUCAAUGAAGGAUCAUUAUCCCGCUUACGAUCGAAUCUCUGCUGUACUAACAACAAUUUCAGAGGAAUUGCCUGAUGUUCCUCUGUUUCUUAGUUUGCACAAUCUUUGUGCAACACUAAAAUGCACGUCUCCCUCGGCAGCAAUAUUCCGAUCUGCAGUCAUCAAUGCAGGAUAUCGUAUAUCGGGAACUCAUGUGAAUCCUUUGGGGCUAAAGUCGGAUGCUCCGAUGGAUGUUAUUUGGGAUAUCAUGCGUUGUUGGGUUAAAAAUCAUCCUGUGAAAGCUCAACCACCAGAUCAGGCAGGAAGCGUUAUACUUGCCAAGCAACCAGUUCUUCAAGCUAAUUUUGCUAGAGCUGUUGCAUCCCUCAGCAAAGCACAAGCCAAGAAGGUGGCACGGUUUCUUCCAAAUCCUGAAAGGCAUUGGGGCCCGAAGCUCAGGGCUGGCCGUACAAUCACCAGCAAGCACGUAUCUCUUUUGGGUCCACAGGCUUUAAAUGAAAUUAAUAACCACGAGGAAGAAGCAGAAGGUGAAGGUGGUGAUGAUGAGCCCCAAGCCAAGCGUAAGAAGACAGAGGACCCCACUUCCAUUUCAUGAAAAAAAGCCUCUUUGAAAAUGUUCUUCAUGCAUCUUGGCUGAAGCUGGCGCAGAGCUCUCUUUUUUACUCUCUCAUAUCUGAUUUUUAUUCUGCAUUUGCUUUGCAGAGAGAUGAAAUCUUCAUCGUGUCUCAAACAAGCUCGCCUGUUUAGUAAUUAUGCAAAAAAUCCCGCGGUGAAAUUGGGGAUUAGAAGUUAGAACCGCAUGGUCUUUAACAUUGAGUUUUUGAAGUUCAGCAUAAGAUUUUGUUUUGUUUUGUUUUUCUGUAUGCUGUUCUUGAUUUCUUUUUCUCUUUUCUUGAUGUGUUCUUUGAAGUAGGUAGAGAGAUGAUAGACAUUGCAGUUGACCCUUUCUGUUUUUUUGUAUAUGUAGCUUGCUUGUUUUAUUUCUAUUAAUGAAUUAUUAGCUUCAUUCA
Messenger RNA from Camellia sinensis, 2433 nucleotides. Its product is annotated as tRNA (guanine(26)-N(2))-dimethyltransferase 2. The record is from RefSeq and is a predicted model, not a curated record. Gene Ontology annotation, biological process: tRNA N2-guanine methylation. Gene Ontology annotation, cellular component: nucleus. Lineage: Eukaryota; Viridiplantae; Streptophyta; Magnoliopsida; Ericales; Theaceae. Gene Ontology annotation, molecular function: RNA binding; tRNA (guanine) methyltransferase activity.